UCCAGUCUGCGGUGAUGCUGAAUUAGAAUUGCAACAUCACAGCGAGAUCUUGUUUAACUCUAGUUUUAUUACGCGUCUUUAAAAUGGAAACGAAAGGUUUGUUGACACAUCCACUUUAAAUCACACGCUGACAUCGCAGUAAUACUCUCCGCCCACUCUGUGAGGAGCCCUCCACUCCGACUUUAUGAGUAGACGUACCUGCAUGUUCCAGGGAGCAGAGCAGUCAGGCUGGAACUGACCUGGAAUGCCGGUAUCUACGAGAAGGAAAGAGAUCGCCGCUCUUCACCUGACAGGCACAUAAGUGUUGUGAAACUAAACUGUAAAAUUAGUCACUUUGUGGAAAUAGGGAACUGUCGCGGAUCAAUUUGAGCUAUAACAGAUUCCGCUCGAUACAUGCCAAAACUGGGGAACGCUGAGGAUUCGGAAACUUUGUUGCGGAACUUUGAUGUUUUCGUCACUUUAAUUGGCUAUCGAAUGGACCAACAUCCGAGCGCCCGGAGCUGCACCAGCCGCGGAGCACCGUCCUGCGAGGCCGUCCCAAGCGAGCCCCCGAUGAAUUUGCACAUCCAUUCCACAACCGGCACUCGUUUCGAGCUCUCCCUUCCCGCGGAGGAGACAGUGGAAGGGUUAAAGAGGAGGAUUUCUCAGAGACUUAAGGUGCCCAAAGAAAGACUCGCGUUGCUGCACAAAGAGACGCGCCUGUGUUCAGGGAAACUUCAGGACUUGGGCAUUACAGAUGGGAGCAAGUUAACUCUCGUUCCAACAGUUGAAGCAGGGCUAAUGUCACAAGCGUCGAGGCCUGAGCAGUCAGUGAUGCAGGCCUUGGAGAGUCUGACCGAGACACAGGUCAGUGACUUCCUGUCUGGCCGUUCUCCUCUGACCCUGGCCCUGAGAGUGGGCGAUCACAUGAUGUUUGUCCAGCUGCAGCUGGCGGCGCAGCACUCGGGCGGACAGCAGCUGCAGCACCGGCACAUCGUCUCGCGCGGCGCCCCGGACGGCCUGGCCCGGGUCUCGCACGGCCCCCAUCCGCACCCGCACCUCCCCCCCAGCCCGCUCAGCCCCGCGCCCUUCCCUGCCUCUGCUCCGCCCGCCUACCCCGCCUCGGCCUCCACACACUGCAGCACUCUUGGUCACUCCCCACCCAUCCCAGACGGCCUCCUCCGGCACCAGCAGCCCCCAUCACCCAGCAGCCCGAGCGCUGCGGGCCCCUGCCCCGAGGCGAACUGUACCGCUCGGGCCGCGAGUAGCUGCACCGUUCCCCCGCGCUCUCGCAAACCAGGUGCUAUCAUCGAGAGCUUCGUCAACCAUGCUCCAGGGGUCUUCUCCGGGACAUUUUCAGGCACUUUGCAUCCGAACUGUCAGGACAGUAGCGGUCGGCCACGGCGGGACAUAAGCACCAUCCUGCAGAUCCUGAACGACCUCCUGAGCGCCACGCGCCAUUACCAGGGCAUGCCGGCGUCGCUGGCGCAGCUCCGCUGCCAGACGCAGUGCGGCGGGGGGGCGGCGUCUCCGGCGCCCUCGCCCCCGCCCUCACCGCCGGCCACACCCCCGGCCAUGCCCGAGUUCGCCGCCGGCCUCUCCCCCAAAGCUACCUCCGCUCCGCCAGUGAGCCAGCCCACCCUCCACCCUUCGCUCCACCCGCUCGUCCAGUGCCAGAGCCAGGUCCGGAUGUGCAAGCCUCCUGGAGACCGGCUGCGGCAGACGGAGAACCGCGCCACGCGCUGCAAGGUGGAGCGGCUGCAGCUCCUCAUGCAGCAGAAGCGUCUGCGGCGGAAGGCGCGGCGGGACUCGCGAGCUCCCUAUCCCUGGCUGCCCAAUCGCAAGGCAGCCCGCAGCAACAGUAACAGCAGCAUGUCGAGCGACGGCUCUCUCGACCUCGACUUCGACGACUCCGUGUGGAAGCCCGACGUCAAGGCCGACAUGAAGUCGGAGUUCAUUAUGGCGUGAAGCAGCAGGGCGGAGUCGUGCCAUCAUUGAGGGUGGAGAACAGGCCCGGGGAGCCGGGAUUCAUGUACAGGAAGGGGAACCGUGUGAGACUAGAGUCCGGCAUCGACCGAGGGUGGGGGUGGGGUAGGGGGACAAUUCAAAGUGUCGUAUGCUUCCCUUUGACCACAGACUCGUUUCACAAAGGGAAGUUCAACUGACUUUUACCACGUGUCCCCCCGUCAGCCUGCGAUUAUGGAAAACGGACUGAACCGCGUUGAGGCACGCCGGAUGCAGACGGGACCGAUUAACGAUUGAGAGCGCAGGUGCUCACUUUUGCAAGAAGUAAUCGCAAGAAAGGAACACAGCGAACUUUAACGGUGUCGGGGUUAGUUUCUUUCCCGCCUCUUUUUCCAAGGAGAACACGGGGGUCGGAAAACUACACAGGGCAAAAUGCAGCCAGCACAGUGUGACUCACACUCAGGCGCUGGUCUCGCUGCCACCCCUGGGGUUUUGGGGGGGUUUUGGUUGUCUUUUCUUCCCACAGUGGGGCAUUCACAGUUAAGAGCCAUGAAGCAGAUCUCAAAUUCUUCAUUUAUGCUUUUUAUUGCUAUUAAUCAACUUACUAUUUUUGAAACAAAUAUGUAGCAUUACCCGCAUAGCAUUCAGGUUUUUGAUCUUAUGGACGUGGAGGUUUUAUUUGCACGUCUUUUUGAUUUUCAGUGGAUUGUCAAAACAUGACUAAGAAAAAAGAUACAAUGCCUAAUCGGAACCUCGAAACUUCAUCACAGCCCAGUGUAGUAAUUUAAAAAUGUGUUAUUCUGAAAAUGAAAAAGAUUUAAUAAAAACCCCACCAAGACAAGACAUGGCAUGAAUUGUAUAGUUAGUCAGUUUUCAUACAUUUAAAAAAAAAAUCAUCUUUUGUUGUCCUGUUUUUUAUUUAAAAAAAAAAAAAAAAAAAAAUCAAAACUAUUUGCUGAAUGGAUUGCUUAAAGCCAUGAGAUCAGUCAUUUGACUCAUUUGGCUGUGUAAACAUACAUUCUACACCAUUUCUUAAUUUUCCCUUGUAUCUGUGUAGAAUGGGUACACACAGUUUGAAUAUGUACACUGAGCUCAGUCAGUCUUGCAGCGCGUUAGGUUGCCAUUGAUUUAGUUCUCCAAGAUGAUCAGGAAAGCAUCCAAUUAGAGUUUACAUACCUACUCGAAGGUUUCUGACCCCAUCCUUUCACGUGCUAAAGAUCCUGUCUUGUCUAUGUAAUGGUAAUCUCUUGAGAGAACCUUUUGCAAACUGUUUUUGAGUGAUUUGCCCUUAUUUAGGCCCCUCAGUCUGUGUUAGAUCAAGAAAGACGACUGCACCCAGUCUUCACCUACUCCAUAGUGCCUGCGUGGCAGAUGGGCAACGCUCCGAUCAGACCUUCCAGGCGGGCUGUUACGUGGGACUUCCCUUUGCAUGCAAAUGUAUGAGUUACACUCAUCUCUUUUGUAAGGAAAAAAAACUGGUGAGACUGGUGCUUAAAAGAAAAAAAAAAUGCAUGAAAUCAAAGGAAAAAAAAUUGCUCUGCUUGGGAUUUGAUAAUUUAGAAACGAUGUUACAUAUCAGUGGCGAAUUAGAACCUUGGGCGGGAGUUCCUGCUGCCGUUAUGCAGUAUUCUCGGAUCAUUCCCGGACUGUGAAGUGCAGUGGAACGCCAGAGCACCGCCUCGUCCCUGACACCACAUCCCAGGAUGGAGGAAGGCCAGCAUCUGCCCCUACUGUCUGAAAACUAGAGUUGAGAAUUCAAAAAGGAGAAAAAAAUGAAAAGAAGACCAUGAUUGCACUCACUGAGUUUGCAAUGAGAUUACCUGCCUGAGUGGAGCCUUGUCUGUUUUUCUUCUUUUUUUUCAAGUGGCCUUAACUUUCACACUGACACACUCGGGGACUGGGGGCCGGCCGGGGUGCCGUUUUGUUGUUUUUCAUCCUUCUUCGUUUUGUCAGAACACAGUUUUCUCUGAUUAUCUGGGCAACUCUUUGCAGAUCUUGAAGGUGGAGGCUCUAAUAUGUCAAGGCUUCUGUGCCUUAAAAAAAAAAGCCCUUCAGUGAGUGAGGGGGAAAAAAUUCCAACCCUUGCAGGCUGGUUAGCAUUGAUAUCAUACUGCACUGGUAGAAUAUUUGAUAUUCAAUUUUUUUUUUAUUUGCAAAUAUAUUCAGCACUACCUGGAAGAAAGAGGAAUGGCUUCAGGUUUCAUUAAUGUGUUUUCAUACAUUUGUAAAAUCAAGACCAUUAAACCUUAACCAGUCCUACCACCAAGACACUUAAAUGCAACAUAUUUACACAAAAAAUGAUCAGCAAACCGAAUAAAGCAGUAGUGGGGACAAUGGCUACAGCGACGAAGUGCCCCAAUUUGGACAUAAGAUGCCCCGAGCCACCCCAACCAACCCCAUCCAAAAACAGUUUUUAGUUUCCAUAUAUGUAUUAAAUAUACUCUGUGCGUGCCUCACCUAUAUGUGAAAUGAGGAAGAAAAAAAUACGGGGGGAAAUGGGCGAGCUGAUCUGAGCUUGAACGUGGUAAGCGGGGGGGGGGGGGAUACAAUACAGUUUGUUGAAGUUCACAUCAUUUAAGUUGCCUGUUCUUUCUUGUAGCCAACAAUUAAAGAUAACAAGAGUCAAAAAUACAAUGUUCUAGCUAUAGACCGGUGUAGCACAUGUGUGACUGUAUUAAUUUAUAAAACCAAAAUGGUAACUGUGAAUUAUGUAUUUCUUUGUGCAUUUUUUUUGAAGUGGGAAGAGGCGAAACGGGCAUGACCAUGCCCCAUUUGUUUUGUGGAAUAUAAUGGAAAUAAUCAAGUAAAAAACAAAAAGAAAAUAUCUAAAUAUAUUUUUUUCUUAAGCAAUACAUUUCAGUGUGACUUGUGAUAGGACAUUUUCUUUUUUAGGUAAUAAAUUGAAAGAAAACAUC
Molecule: messenger RNA, 4859 nt
Organism: Electrophorus electricus (electric eel)
Lineage: Eukaryota; Metazoa; Chordata; Actinopteri; Gymnotiformes; Gymnotidae
Gene: midn
Product: midnolin
Cellular component (GO): nucleus
Molecular function (GO): protein binding
Source: RefSeq, a predicted model, not a curated record